AUGGAGGCCGUCAGCGCGCUGCUGGCCGGCUGCCCGGUGGCCGGGGGGCUGGGGGUCACCGUCUGCGCUGCCGCCGGGCUGCUGCUCUACAAGAUCGCGCGGAGGAAGAAGCCCACACACAUGACUGUGAACUGCUGGUUCUGUAACCAGGACACGGUGGUGCCAUAUGGGAAUCGCAACUGCUGGGACUGUCCCUACUGUGAACAAUACAAUGGCUUCCAAGAGAACGGAGACUACAACAAGCCCAUUCCUGCCCAGUACAUGGAGCACCUAAACCACGUCGUGUCAGGUGCCGCGACCUUUUGCGACCCCACCAAGCCACAGCAGUGGGUGAGCAGCCAGAUCUUGCUGUGCAAGAAAUGCAACAACCAUCAGACCAUGAAGAUCAAGCAGCUGGCAUCCUUUGCACCCAGGGAGGAGGGUAAAUACGACGAGGAGAUCGAGGUAUAUAAGCACCACUUGGAGCAGACCUACAAGCUGUGCCGCCCAUGCCAGGCCGCUGUGGAAUAUUACAUUAAGCACCAGAACCGGCAGCUCCGGGCACUGCUACUGAGCCACCACUUCAAACGCCGGGAGACCGACAAGCCCUAUAUGCAGAGUUUUUGCUCAUCCUCUUCCUCCAUGAGCACCCCGACUCAGGUGAUAAUUCUGCGGUUCCUGACCUUUCUCAGCUGUGUGUUCCUUGUCCUGAUGGCCUCGUAUGGGUCAGGCGAUCCCUUCUCACUCAAAGGCGCGGCCUCUGCUCCUAUGGAAUCUGGCCCCACUGCCAUCAGGAAUGGGACUGGAGCAAGCCCAGCAGCGGCCUCAGAGAAUCGCACUCUCCUGGGAGUUGCAGGCUGGUGGGAGCUGCUCCACCUGCUGCCGGAGAAAAUGGUGAAGAACUUGAGUGUCGCUUGGACCUACGGGAGGAACCAUCAGAUUGCAGUCGUCGUCCUUGGGCUGGCCACCUGCCUGUUAGCCAUGCUCCUGGCCGGACGGAUCAGGCUGCGGAGAAUCGAUGCCUUCGCCUCAGUCCUGUGGCUCCUGGUGAUGGGUUUGCACUUGGCUGAAAAGUACCUGAAGGCGGACAUGCCCAGCUGGCUGGACACGGCCAAAUUCGGCACCACAUCCCUGUGCUGCCUGGUGGGCUUCACCGCAGCAGUGGCCACACGAAAGUCAACGGGCCAACGGAGAUACCGGCCCCGAAGGUUUCUUUCCGGGGAUUCAGUUGCUCUGUUCCCCAAUGGCUCUGGGAUUGGUUUCCCUUGUUCCGCUGCCUCACCGUCUGUUUUUAUACCAACGCCCCCCAGCAUCCUCCAGCUGACGAACCAGCAGUUCUUCAGAUCCCCACGCAGGGCUUCCUCUUCCUCGCUCCCUGGACGUCUGAACAGGGCCCUCUCGCUGGGCACCAUCCCUUCCCUAGCCAGGACAGAUUCUGGCUACUUGUUCAGUGGAAGCCGCCCGGCGUCCCAGGGAUCUCAGUCCAAGGACUCGCCUGCAUCAGAGUACUACUCUCUGCUGUCUGGAAGCUGCGCCCCAUCCCCAAUCCCAUCUCCAGCACCUUCGGUGACUGGGUCCAUCACCUCCAGCUCAGGCUCCUUGCGUUACCGCCGGCCUCUCAUCAGUCCUGCACGCCUGAACCUGAAAGGACAGAAGCUGCUGCUUUUUCCAUCCCAGAGUGACGCCCUGCACACAUCGAUCAGCUUGGAUGAGCCCACUCACCCUGACAGCAACGUCUUCGCUGCUGAGCUGACCCCGUUCCCAAGAAAGAACCUCAACGAGCGGGGAAUGCAUGACAAGAGGUCAGUCAUGGAAAGAGGGAGUAUUUGCAGUAAUAAUUCCAUCAAAAAAGAGGAUAAUUCAUCACAUUCAUCCACCUGUGUGGUAGACACGACCACCAAAGGAGAAGACCUAGCAGGCUGGAGAGGUCAUGUUGGUAACUCGGUUAUCCGAGGUCUCCUUGCCAUGAGCCUGACAGCCAAUGCGAUCUUCACAUCAGCCUACCUCUACCAGAGCCUGCGCUGACCUGCAUUGCCCCGGCUCUCUGUGGCACCCCCUACUUCCCAAGAGACUCUGACACAAGAACCACAGCUUUGGUGUCUUAUGGCCGUGCCACAGGUGCAUGCUGCUUAUGAACCACUGCCUGCCAGGCUGCAGUGACACAGAACCAGACAGCUGCUGCUGCCACCUUCUGAGCAGAACGUAUCGAAGGGCUGUUGUGAUGCUGGUGGUGGCCAGCGGGAUUCUUUGCAAUACCCAGCUCAAGGUCAGCUAAUGUCCCUUGCACCUUCUUUCUAAAGAAUCAGUCUGUGGCAUGAACUGGAGAAGAUGUAAAUGACCUGCUUGGCUUUGUCUCAUCCCAUCUUCCCUACCUAUUAACCAAUCUCAGAUGGACGGUGGUGAUGGAAUAAGAAGAAAUUGAACAAAUAAGUUGGAGACAAGACAAGUUGGGACCUGGGCUUUGAUUAUUGAAAUGGUUUCCCAGCCUGGUUUCCUCAUUGGCAUCUAUUCUCCCUCCCUCUCACUCUUCCUGGUUUGUUCUAUAUGAAUAGUUUUAUAUCCUCCUUAAGGUUUCCAGAACCCAUGGCGGGAACCUAAGCUGCUCUGUGAUUCUCUUGCAUGGUGGGUGGGGUGUGUGUGUGGUGGGGGGGUGUACAUCCAUCCAAUAUGCUGUCUGAGGUCUCUCUAGCCAGUAGCCUUCCUGCAAUUCUGGCUCGUGGUAACAGUUCGUGUCCAUUGCUCAAACCAGUACAGCUGCUGUAGAGCUGGGCACGUCUGCAUCAGAAAAGCAGACCACGUUUUUUGCCUUCCGGGAGGUGCCGAUACUACUGUCAUAAGAUGUGCCCUGAUGCACUUGCAUCAAGCCUCAGGGGCUCCAGGCUGCAGUUCUGACUGGUGUGUUUGCUGACAUCAGGAGCUGCACAGCUUGUUCGUACUGUAAACCACAUAAACCUGCUGUUUUGGAAACUGUGUGAAGAGCGCUUCUAACAGGGAGGAGUCUGAUAACAUGCCCAACUCUAGAGGCCUGGCUCCUCGUGGUUGGCUGAGGCCUGUAUCAUUCACUAUUUAAGGUAUUGCCUUCUUGGCUAAACUGCAAGUCUCUCUCAGCUAGAGAUGCACCAGACCAGCUAAGCAUCCAGGAUGUCCUUUAAAAUCCAUGGUGGUAGCCCAAGACUUUCAAAAAUAGUUUCUAAUUUUGAGAGUCUCAGUUUUUUGGGUGUCCAACUUGAAAUGCCUUAAAAGGAGCCAGGUAAUUUUUUUCCAGAGGGUGAGUGUUUAGCAUCCUUGGAAAUCAGGUCCCUUUAAGGUGUCAAGUUGGGCACCCAAAAUCACUAAGCAUGUCUGAAAAUUUAGUGUCUAAAUUCCUAUAUCCCAACCACGUGGUACAAAGGAGACCUAGCUAACACUAAGGAUGAGGCCUCUGAAGCAUGACAGAACUCUGCCCAGAACUUUCCUGUUGUCCUGGUCUUGAAUCCUCUUACCUCUCCCCAUCUUCUGUUCUGGAACUACUGAAUUGCGUUUGCCAUGUUUCUUCCCCACUGUAUGCCCUGCUACUGUUUACUUUAGGCAUUCCUCCACCUCCUCCACACCCAACCACCAUGGUAGUCUGCUGGCAAUAAGAGACUUCCCCAUUAAUCUGAAAAUCUCAUCUCAUCGUGGGGAUCAGGUGCUUUAAGAAACUGCUUUUCCUUCAUGUUGCUUAUUGAGCCAUCAUGCCCUCUCCUAGACAAACAGUGAUAACCUAACACUCUAAUCAAUGUGCUGCCCAUCCAGGUGGGUGGCCUUUAGUGCUGAUGACUCGAGCUGUAGAAAAUCAAGUCUUGCUCCCCCUGUGUGUCUGGCACGUAUUCUUGCAUUCUCUUCGCAACCCUCGUCCAGCCCCUAUUGAUCAGCGAAGCCCUCUCUCUCAUUACAUGGAGGAGACUGACUGGCUGCCACAGGCUUUUAUCAAGAGAUUGUGGAAGCAGGAUCUCUGACUCUGCAGCUUUGUCUGGACCUUCCUUUGGUGUUCUGACCCGGCUGUCUACCAGGCAACUCCUUCACAACGGCCUAGAUUGAGACUAGCAACUGCAUCAGAAAUAGUGGGUCAUGCAGGAUGCUGAUUAGAACUCUUUGUAAUUUGGAUUAACGGUUUCCCAUGCUGGGCUAGUCCACAACCUCACUGUGAUGAGAUUUGUUUCCCUUUGACCUUUCUUUGGGUUGUAUUUAGUGUUCAUACAGGCAAAAAACUGGUAGUGCCCCUGCGCUGGUGAGCAUUCCACAAGCUUCUCCAUACCAUUGUGACACUGUAACUCACUCCUGACCCACAACAACACGUGGUAUCCUGGUCAUGGCCCCUUGUCCUGACUUUCGGCAUGCCCACAUGCUCCUAAGCAGAGAUUGCAUCCCGUAGACUACGGUGGCCUUGGGUGUCUUAUGAUAGAUGUGCACUGUGACUUUGCUUAUGCCAUGAAAUUCGUUUCACUUCUCACCUCCCAGCCUGUGCUGCAUUUACCCACCGCCACAUCUAGCACACGGCCCCACGUCACAUGGCUUUUAUUUGUCCCCACCAA
Messenger RNA from Gopherus flavomarginatus (Mexican gopher tortoise), 4532 nucleotides. It is a transcript of the gene TMEM201, whose product is annotated as transmembrane protein 201. The transcript is spliced from 11 exons. The coding region runs from base 1 to 2004 and encodes 667 amino acids. Gene Ontology annotation, biological process: nuclear migration along microtubule. The record is from RefSeq and is a predicted model, not a curated record. Gene Ontology annotation, molecular function: lamin binding; actin filament binding. Gene Ontology annotation, cellular component: nuclear inner membrane. Lineage: Eukaryota; Metazoa; Chordata; Testudines; Testudinidae.